Arthroderma uncinatum is the source of this 1878-nucleotide messenger RNA. RefSeq lists its product as uncharacterized. Gene Ontology annotation, biological process: negative regulation of transcription by RNA polymerase II; rRNA processing. The transcript is spliced from 3 exons. The record is from RefSeq and is a predicted model, not a curated record. Lineage: Eukaryota; Fungi; Ascomycota; Eurotiomycetes; Onygenales; Arthrodermataceae. Gene Ontology annotation, cellular component: nucleolus. Gene Ontology annotation, molecular function: DNA binding. The coding region runs from base 1 to 1878 and encodes 625 amino acids.
AUGGUCUCGUUCCAAUGCGAGGGCUGCGGAGAUGUCCUCACCAAGAAGAAACUCGAUCCCCAUCGUGGCCAGUGUCACGGCGCCUCGUUCUCGUGUCUCGACUGCAUGGUGCAUUUCCAAGGCACGGAGUAUAGAUCCCACACCUCUUGCGUGACCGAGGCGCAAAAGUACCAGGGCGCAUUGUAUAAAGAGAAGCCGGCAAAAAACAAUAAGAAGAAGGCUGUCACCAUCGCCGAGACCGCCGUUGUAAAACCUCUCAACCCAUACGUCGAGGACGUCCCAGAUGCAGACGACGAGUACAGUGGCGCACCGCCGCCAGCACCGAGUCCACCUCCGUUCAAAAACACAAACACAACCGUGGCUAAACCAAGGUCCGAAAAGAUCGAUGUGUUCGAUUUCCUCGACUCAUCAACCACCCCCAAUGCCUCCAAGGCCGACCUUAGCGAGUCGAUGACAAUGGUCGAGCAUGCGCCACCCAUAUUUGAUGCGCCCAAACAGCUUGCUCGUAUAGACAAUGGGCGAGACGACGACGAGGAGGAUACAGGCUACGACGUUGCGUACGAAGAAAAUGGGUUCUCCUACGGAGCCGGACCGAUACCGCCUGCGCCGCCAUAUAGACACGACUCCAAUAUGUCUACCUCCGCCGGAUCUAACGAGUUCAGGACGCCUGCGCAGAACUGGGAGCGGGAACGGCAGCAGUGGCUUCACGACCGACGUGCACGGCGAGAUCGUCCUCCUCCGUCACUCGAAGCCAGCAGGACGGACAGCAGUCUUACUACCAGCGAUAAGAAGCGAAAGCGUGGACAGCCCGAUCCUUCCAACGCAAACAUGGCUCCAGAGCAUUCACGCUACGACUACGAAGUUGACACGCCAAUGAUGGACGCUGCGAUAACUGGCCACGCGCAUUACCAUGACCGUGCUCCACCGAUCCUGCACUCAGGGUUGACUGGUAACCUUAGCCGGAUGAUGCGCUACUCGGUCUCUCCAGAAUACUCCGACGAAUACCGUAGCGACCACUCUAACGACGAGUACGGAUACGCUCGCGGACACGGCAACGAGCCCGUCUCGCCCAUCAAGCGCAGCAAACGCAACAAGGAACCUGUUGGAGCUGGAGAAAAUGGUCUGGGAAUAUCGAUGAAGGGCCAGAGUCGCACGGCAGGGAAACUCAUCUCACUUCUCGGUGCCGGCGCCACAAUCGACCCGACCACCAAGGCCCUCGUACGGACGAAGAGGCGCACUUCAGAGGGAUCGAGUGCCGCGGCCCCCGCGACCUCCACUUCGCGGGAAAUGGUGCAGGUGAAGAAGACAAAACGGCCAAAGACACGCCAGCUAUCCGAGGUGAUGAGCUCUAGUAAAACUCGGCGCAGAAUGAGCGGCAACGGAGCAGACGACACCGAUUCCGAGCGAGGCAGCAAGGAGCCACGCAAGAUGAAAGCGAUCGAGUAUAAACGCCUCAACGACUCGGAUGAGGGGGUAGCCAAACGCAGCAAAACAGAUGACAGCCAGAUGGUCCUUUAUAAAAACGGGCAGGGGGCUGACGAUAGCGAUUUCGAGGAAAGUCUUCGCAUCGAAAAGGCCGCCACCUUCUUGUCGCUGGUCAACAAGGGGCCUGACAGCGAGCGCGGAUGUUCGGUGCAUAAGAUCUUGAAACGAUAUCACCGUCUCGAGUCGCCGUCUCGGUCUGGCUCACCAGAGUCCAAGGACAAGGAGGUAUCCAAUACCAGGGACGGGAAGGAGGUGUCCAAGACUCGAGGACGAGGCCGAGGACGGAAUCGGGCUGGCGAAAAGGAGAGAAAGGACGAAGAAGAGCAGCGGCUUUGGCGGACACUGAGAGUCAAGAGGAAUGAUAAUGGGGAGAUGGUUCUUUUCUUGCCUUGA